Molecule: messenger RNA, 1454 nt
Organism: Gryllus bimaculatus (two-spotted cricket)
Lineage: Eukaryota; Metazoa; Arthropoda; Insecta; Orthoptera; Gryllidae
Source: the annotation of a GenBank genome assembly
UAUACUGUGGCAUAGUGUAGCAGGGCUGUGAAACUCUAUGAAAACCUAGGACAAAGUUGCAGAAUGCUACUAUAGAGGACGCUAGUUUCGCCGGGUGCAGCUGCAGCUUAGACUCGCCAACUUUCCCACAUAAAAAUUGGCUAAUUUGUGAGAAAUACGAAAAGUGUCUUCUAAAUAUUCAUAUUCAUAACCUAUACUUAUAAGAAAGCGCGAACCUCUACGCUAUCUUUUGUAACAUUAUGGUCUUAGUUGCCACCCGCGAACUCACGGGGCAGCCACGCACGUUUAAAGUAUCGUUGGCAGCAUUCCGGGUUUUAGUUCCUAUAAGAAAGUGUUUCAGUAGAGUGCGCAUUCACAGUUGUUUCCACCACGUUAUGUGGGAGUAAUAGAUAUACCCAGGAUAUACCAGUGCCCUGGUGUAAGAGCUGUGUAAGAGUCGGUCUUGUGUUCCGGAAAGAGGCUUGUUUGCGUGCCAUUACGUGUAUUCGUUUUAUUUUAUAUUAUAAACUUAUUUCUUGUACUUAUAUUGUUGUCACCAUUUAACGAAGUGCUCCAAAACAUGGGUCGAAAAAUUCAAGGAAAAAAGCAUAGAGGAAUCAAAGAUCCUCGUCAACAGGCUCUUGCAAGAUUUGAGAGCAUUGUUAAUAAAAUUGAUAAUCCACCAUCAUGCAUUGAUGAUCAGGAAAUACCAAAGAGAGUGUUGGAAAUAAUGCAAUAUAAAAACAAACCAAAACAAGCGAAGCAGAAGAUAAGAAAGAAGAAAAGUAAAGGACAAUCGCUUUGUAUUUUGAAUUUUAUCCCAAAAGAUGUUAUGGGAACUGAAAUGGCUACACUAAUAACCCCUACUGGAGAAUGUGAUACUGAAUUGUUCUUCAGACUCAAUAAUUCAUGCCAGGAAACAAUUAAUGAAGCUCAUUUAGCAGCUAAAUUCAAUGUGCAACUGCAGAGAGAUCCAAAAACAGGGGCUGUUAAGAAUGUGCAACCUGUAAAGAAAACAGAGACAGAUGCUAUAAUUAAGGAAGCAAAAGGCAAAAACAAGAAAAAGCUUUCAAAACCAGAAAAGAGGCGGCUGAAAUUAAUCGCCAAAGCACAAUUGAAAAAAGAAAGUGAAACUUGCAGAGACUUCUCAGAUAUUAAGGAUAAAGUGAAAUUUGGAGAAGUUGUUCAUCGACCUCCAGAAUUAACAGUUUUACCCAAGAGAAAAGUAAAAACUAGCUCUUCAGUAGAUAGCCCUGGUCAAAGAGACUUGCUUUUAAAGGCAAUGUUGGACGAAAAGAAGAAGCCAAUAGCAGACAUUAAAAAAACUAAGAGAGCAACAGAAGACUCUGAAGGUAGAAAACAAAUGCUAGAAGAAGAGCGACUUAGGGUAGUGGAAUUGUAUCGUAGUUUGAAACACCGAAAAGCAAUACCAUUGUAAUAUUGAUAUUUGUGAUAAUACACGUUAUGUUUUUACA